Penicillium olsonii is the source of this 936-nucleotide messenger RNA. The record is from the annotation of a GenBank genome assembly. NCBI's taxonomy places the organism in Eukaryota, Fungi, Ascomycota, Eurotiomycetes, Eurotiales, Aspergillaceae.
AUGGACUCGUGGGGUACUGAAAGUGUUCUUGAUCCAUGCUCUUCAAUUCAUGAAGUUACAUUUCAAACGAUGAUGACAACCGGAUUUUUCGAUCUAUCCAACGACAUAGCACUAUGCUCUGAAUUCAAAUCACUUGUCGAUAUCGUCGACUCACCAGCCAAUCCAUACGCAACCUGGUGUUCUUGGCUACCUAACAUGUUGAUGUUCCGCAAAAUUAUAUCAGCGGUUCGUAUGUACCUUAUUGUUCGACAGCAAGUCAGAAUGCGGAAAGCAAGCGGAGUGACAAGGAAUGAUGCGGUUCAACACAUGUUGGAUGAUGGAGAAAGUACUACACAAAUAUUCGCGUUCAUCCUCGGACUUUCGCUAGCCGGAGCCCGCGCGACCGGAACAAUAGUAUCGUGGCUGAUCAUGCGACUAUCCACCAACCCCGAGUGGGCCCGAAACAUCCAAGCGGAGAUCCAAACCUUGCUCUCGCGUACUCCUCAGACUUCUCUUUCCUCCAUCACCCUCCAAGAGUGGGAGACUCAAACCCCAAUGCUCGAUCGCUGUAUCCGUGAAACCCUCCGAACAUCCCAGCCUUACUCGGCGAUGCGUCGCAAUACAGGACCUGCAUUCACGGUGGGAGAGUACGCAAUUCCCACUGGAGCCCUUGUGGUUUACCCAUUUUCGGAUACUUCCCUUAACCCCGCAUAUUACCCUGACCCGAGGUGCUGGGACCCGAGUCGGGAAGUUAAAAAGGAGUUCAUUUGCUGGGGCGCGGGGAAACACGGGUGCAAGGGGCAGAGACUGGCGAUGUUGAACAUGAAGCUGGUUGUGGUAUCGAUGCUGACGCAGUUUGAUGUUGUGGUUGAGGCCACAGACCUGGAGCCUGAUUAUAAUGAUUUUAUGACUUGUCGACCGCGGGGGAAUCCUAGCAUUCGAGUUGUCCGAAAAUAG